Messenger RNA from Hydra vulgaris (swiftwater hydra), 2135 nucleotides. Its product is annotated as mRNA cap guanine-N7 methyltransferase. Gene Ontology annotation, molecular function: mRNA 5'-cap (guanine-N7-)-methyltransferase activity. Gene Ontology annotation, cellular component: nucleus. Gene Ontology annotation, biological process: 7-methylguanosine mRNA capping. The record is from RefSeq and is a predicted model, not a curated record. Lineage: Eukaryota; Metazoa; Cnidaria; Hydrozoa; Anthoathecata; Hydridae.
AACUUGAAGAUUUAUCACGUGACAUUUAUCAGUAUCUUGUGCGCGUUAAACAUGGCCGAUGCAGAGAAUGUCAUUGAAAAUGUUGGAGAUGUUGAUAAUACCAAAAGUAUUGUCGUUUUAGACAAAAAAGAUAAAGAAUUAGUAGUGGAAGAUGAAGUAGUUAAGGAAGAUGUUUGUGUUUUGAAUGGCAAUUCUGAUCAAGAAGAAGAGAAGGAAGAAGUUCAAGUUCUAAAGUCUGAAACUACUCCAGUCCCAGAUGAAAAACCAAGUGAGACACCUACAGUAGAAGAGAGUUCUGAAUCAAAGGCAAUUGAAGAACCAAAAGAAAAUGGCUUGAUCGCAGAAGAAAAGCCAAAAGAAGACAAAGAAGUUUCGAAGGAAGAUUCUGUGGGAAAUGCAGUAGCUAAACAUUACAAUGAUAUACCUGCUGGUACUAAAGAAUCUCGCAAGGAAAGUCGUAUUUUUCAUCUGCGUAACUUUAAUAAUUGGGUCAAAACUGUAAUUAUCACAGAAUUUUUGGGGAAAAUUAAAAGAAGAAAACGUCUCUCUGAUGAAAUCAAUAUAUUAGAUUUAGCAUGUGGUAAAGGGGGUGACUUGUUGAAGUGGCAAAAAGCUAAUGUUGAUCAUGUCAUUAUGGCAGAUAUUGCUUCAACAUCAAUUGAUCAGUGCAAAGAAAGAUAUGCAAAACUUGAAAAAGAAUCAAGGAGUCGCCAUUCUAGAGAGCGAUUAUUUACAACUGAGUUUUAUGCUGCUGAUUGCACUAAAGAGAAUUUAUGUGAAAAAUUUAAGAAUCCAGAUAUUAAACUUGACUUGACAAGUUGUCAAUUUGCUUUUCACUACUCAUUUGAAUCCUAUUCUCAAGCAGAACUGAUGUUCAAAAAUGCGUGCAAAAAUCUUCGUACUGGAGGUUAUUUUGUUGGAACAACCCCAGAUGCUCAUAAGUUAGUAAAACGUAUUAAAUCAAUGGAAAGUGAUUCAUUUGGUAACUCAGUAUACAACAUCAAGCCGGAUUCUAAAGAUAACUUUCCACUAUUUGGAGCUAAAUAUAUGUUUCAUUUAGAAGGUGUCGUUGAUUGCCCAGAAUUUCUUGUCUACUUUCCUGCUUUUGAGAAAAUUGCGGCUAAAUAUAACAUGAAACUGGUUUGGAAAAAGAAUUUUCAUGAACUAUUCAAAGAGCAUGAAAAAGAGUAUUCCAGUUUGUUAUCUAAAAUGAGCGCGCUUGAGGUUUUUCCUGCGCCAUCUAACAAGCAGCUAGUAGCAGAAGAAGCUGGACAGUAUAAAAAUGCUUCUGAAUACAUGGAUAGAAAAGCUACUAAAAAUAUGCGUGUUGGUACUUUAUCUGCUGAUGAAUGGGAAGCUGCUGGUCUAUAUUUAGCAUUUGCAUUUGAAAAAGUUGAGCCACCUCGUCAACCAAGAUCCAGUGAUCGUGUUGAUGACAGAAAAAGACAUCGUGAUGUUAGUAGAGAAAGUGCUAAAAGCAGAGAAAGUUCUCGAAGUAGUAGGUCAAAAGAUAAAAGAAAAUCUGAUAGCUCAGGACCAGCAAAAAAGUCCAGAAGAGAAAAUGAAGUUGAGGUGUAUGAAAUCAAAGAUGAGAUACAGUUUGAUGACGAAGUAGAAAGCACUCCUACGGAUAUAAAUGGUGGGACAUCAGAUAAACCUGCCGAAAUUGUAACUGAAACUUCUACAGGUAAUGUUGUUGAAACCUCUGAGGAUGCUACUCCUGUUAAAGUAGAGGAUGUUGUAAUGGACGCUACUCCAGAAGACUCCAAAUCGGUCGAUAUUGCAACAGAAGUUACACCUGUUAAUGAACCUGAAGUCACCAUGGAAACAGAAACAGUAAAAGUCGAGUCUAAAAUUAGUCACAGCGAGGAUGAAGUUGUAAAUCAACCCAAAACAACCAAUCCUGAGGUUUUAGGCGAAGCUCCUGAAGUUGAAAUGGAUAAAGAAGUGACUAAAGAAUUAGUUGACGAAGAGGCACAUUAGAUACUUUUAUUUGUGUUUUUUCAUAUUCAUUGGCAAGUAUGGCUAAAUAUCUGCGCACGGAUAUUUAAAACGAUAUUAAAUCUUUUUUAACGACUAGAUAUCUGUUUAUAAAUGUGUAUAAAUAAACUUACCGAUUGUGGGAGAAUUUUAAA